UGAACAUUCUGCCUGUUGUAGAGCUGUAACUUUAGUCCAUGGAUGUGGUUUUUCAGGUUUCAUACAAGGUGGGUGGAAGCAUAAGUGAUGUGGUGAUCUCAACACAACGGCGUCGUCACCUAGCACAGCUCAUGGUUACAGAUGGAUCCCUCACCUCUUGUCCCCACUCCCCUUCAUCAACUCGUGGCCAUCAAGUGUAUAGGCGGCCUCUUAGACGGUCUCGAUCCCUUGUGGAGAUGGUGUUUCACAGUGAAACUGGUGACUUAGAGGAUCUGAAGUUGAAAAAUAUUCGUCAGACAGAGUUGCUGGUGGAUCUGCGGGAGAGCAUUCUGGCUGUCGGGCGACACUUCCAGGCCUGUGAUGCCCGGUUUUCACGGAUCUCCCUCAUGCCAGAUUACAGUCUGGAAAGUCAUGCCAAAGACCAUGAGGUCUUUCUGCAAGUAUCUGCUGGCAAAAGAAGGCGAGCCAAAGCCCUUCUGGAUUUUGAACGGCACGAUGACGAUGAGUUGGGUUUUCGCAAGAAUGACAUCAUAACAGUUGUUUCCAUGAAAGAUGAGCAUUGUUGGGUUGGUGAACUGAAUGGUUUGAGAGGUUGGUUCCCAGCAAAAUUUGUGGAGGUGUUGGAUGAGAGAAGCAAACAGUAUUCCAGUGCAGGAGAUGAUGGAGUGAGCCCAGUCAUUGCAGAUCUUGUGCGUGGAAACUUGUGCUCUGCCCUCAAGGCCAUUCUUGAGCAUGGCAUGAAGAAGCCCUCAGUUCUUGGGAGCCCAUGCCACCCAUGGCAGUUCAUUGAAGAAGUUGCAAACUAUGAAGUUAAGCGAGAUUUUGGCUCUGUCUACUCACGACUGGUCCUCUGCAAAACAUAUCGUCUAGAUGAAGAUGGGAAGGUCCUCACGCCCGAGGAGCUCCUGUAUCGGUGUGUGGUGGCGGUUAAUCGGUCCCAUGAUGUCCAACAUGCUCAAUUGGACGUGAAACUUCGCUCUCUCAUCUGCAUGGGUCUCAAUGAACAGGUUUUUCACCUCUGGCUUGAGAUCUUGGCUUCUGCCCCAUCCAUUGUUGCCAAAUGGUACAAUCCAUGGGGCUACCUGGCCUCCCCAGGUUGGGUGCAGGUCAAGUGUGAAUUGCGAGUCUUAUCGCAGUUUCCAUUUAGCCUGAAAGUGGAUUGGGAGUUGCCUCCGGCAAAGAAGCCGGUGCAGCCGAUGCGCGAGGGAGUGCGGGACAUGCUCGUCAAACAUCAUCUCUUCUCCUGGGACCUCUGAACCUUUUGUGUCUUUCACCUUUCCCUGACAAUGACAUAGGAGAGCAUUUUCUGAACUAACUGCGGUCAGGUGACUGGAUGGGCUCAACAGCAGGAUGGGUGUUUUGAUUCUCCAGUUGAGUUUGAAAAUUAAUGAAUAGCUGCAAUUGGAAUCAGUUUUGAAUAAUGGUUUCUUCUGAAAUGUCUAUCUCAGGAAAAGGUGAGAAAGCAUCUAAUUCCCAUCUCUAGUCCCUCUUCAGGCCCUUGUAUCCUCUAGUCCUUGGAUCAAAGCAUUUCUUUCCAUUCCAUUUAUGUUUUUCAUGUAUGUUUCCAAGUUUUCCUCAUAGAUCUCUGCCAGAGUAACUUAAACACCCUUAUUUAAAGCACAAACAGAUUAUAUGGUUGUUACAUUGAAAAAGAGCAAGAAAGAAGGAUGUGUCCACUCAGAUUAAUGUCAUGUAGACCCCACGUCUUCAUCAUGUGGUACUUGAACACUUCCAUGUACUGUUUCCUUGUUAGCAGUUAUUGUAAUUGUAGAAAUUCUAUUACCAGGGAGAAUGUUCAAAUUAAUCUGGCUGGGAUCUGUAUUUGUUGCCACAUCUGAUGAUGAGAGAGACUUUAAUUUUAUUCUUUGGAUUAUUUUAUGCUUAUGAUGUCGAUCAAGUAAAUGUGCUUUCUUUUGCCUGCA
This is a messenger RNA of Darwinula stevensoni, 1922 nucleotides long. Lineage: Eukaryota; Metazoa; Arthropoda; Ostracoda; Podocopida; Darwinulidae. The record is from the annotation of a GenBank genome assembly.